This is a messenger RNA of Micromonas pusilla CCMP1545, 1062 nucleotides long. RefSeq lists its product as uncharacterized. The record is from RefSeq and is a predicted model, not a curated record. NCBI's taxonomy places the organism in Eukaryota, Viridiplantae, Chlorophyta, Mamiellophyceae, Mamiellales, Mamiellaceae. The annotation marks the transcript as partial. The transcript has a single exon.
AUCGACCUGUCCCAGCUCGAGUCCAUGUUCGCGCUCGAGGACGCCAAGGCGAAGAAGAAGGAAGACGAUCCGAACAAGCCGAAGGUGGUCUCCCUCAUAGACGCGAAGCGCUCGCUGAACAUAUCGAUCCAGCUCGCGGGGAUUCGGAUGCCGUUCAAGAAGAUCAAAGAGGCGCUCAUGAACAUGGACGACAAGACGUUGCAGGUGGACAACCUCGCCAUCUUAUCCCUGUGCGUCCCGACCGUGGAUGAGAUAUCCAUCGUGAAGCGCUACGACGGGGAUAAGACCAUGCUCGCGACCGUGGAGCAGUUCUUCUUGCAGGUGAUGCCGAUCCCGCGUUUACAACACAGGGUGGACGCGUUGAUCUUCAAAGGCACCGCGGCGGCGAACGUCAAGAAGGUGUGCGCGGACUACGCCGCCGUGCGCGCCGCGGCGGACGACUUGAAGAACUGCAAGCACUUCGUGACCGUCCUCGAGGGCAUCCUCGCCGUGGGGAACCACCUGAACGGCGGGACGUACCGCGGUCAAGCCGCGGGGUUCAGACUCGAGACGUUGCUACGUCUGACGGACGUCAAAGCCGUCGAUCGCAAGACGUCGCUGCUGCACUUUGUCGUGAAGGAGCUGCGAAAGACGUCGCCCGGGGUUGAGUUUUUAUCCACCGAGCUCGAGACGGUGAAGAAAGCGGCGGGGUUGCACUUGGACGGCACGAAAGAGCUCCUGGGGCAGCUCGUGAAGGGCCUCGAGAGCGUGAACGACGAGGUUUUGAAAGCCGCGGGAGCCGCGCCGGAGCAAAACGAAAACGAGACUCACGAUAAGUUCAGGGACGUCAUGCUUCCGUUCGCGCAAGCCGCGGACGCGGAAGUGACGAGAGCGAAGACGAUGGCGGCCGAGGCGCAGGACGCGAUGAAGGCGACCACGGAGUUUUUCGGCGAGCCGUUCAAAGCGGACAACGCCGGCAGAGUCUUCAAGCUCGUCAAGGACUUUUUAGUCACGUUCGACAAGGUGCAGAACGACAUGAAGAUGCGAGAAGAAGCCGAAGCGCGCAAGAUGAAACACGAGCAA